AUGAGCAUCUUUAGAGCUGGGCGCCUGCUCCUCGCGGAGGUCACCGGGCACGGGGACGCCGGCGACGCCGCCGAGCACGGGGGAGGGGGUCACAACUCGGGCACCGAGACCGUGCUGUUCCUCGUCACGUCGCUGCUCUUCGGCCUCCUGGCGCGGCGUGGCCUCCGGCGCAUCAAAGUGCCCUACACCGCCUUCCUGCUCAUCUACGGGCUGAUCAUCGGCUACGCAGAAUCCAAGGAUCCAGACUGGAAGCACUUCUCCUCUUCGCUGUCGGUGUGGACGGGCAUCGACCCCCACUUGCUCCUCCAGGUGUUCCUGCCCGUCCUGCUCUUUGCGUCGGGCUACAGCAUGGACUGGCACCUGGUGAAGAAGCUCGUGUGGCAGAUGCUGCUGCUGGCCGGGCCAGGCGUGCUCUUCUGCGUGCUCCUCGUGGCCACGUUCGCCCACUACUCGUUCCCCUACGCAUGGUCCUGGGACAAGUGCCUCGCGUACGCGGCGAUGAUCAGCGCGACGGACCCGGUCGCCGUCGUCGCGCUCCUCAAGGAGGUCGGCGCGUCCAAGACCCUGGGCCACCUCAUCGAGGGGGAGUCUCUCCUGAACGACGGCACUGCGUUCGUCAUCUACAUCCUCUUCUCCGAGCGCGUGGAGGGCGUGGAGCGGACGAUCGGGUCGUCGAUCGGGAAGUUCGCGCAGCUCGCGAUCGGCGGGCCCGCGGUCGGCGUCGCGUUCGGCAUGGCGGAGGCGCUGGUGUUGUCGUACAUCUACAACGACGCGCAGGCCGAGGUGACCCUGACGGUGGUGACGUCGUUCCUGACGUGGUUCGUCGCGGAGGAGCUCUGCGGCGUGUCGGGCGUGCUCGCGGUGGUCUUCCUCGGCGUGUUCAUGGCCGCGGUGGGCAAGGGGUUCAUCACGCCGUCGUCGGAGCACGCGAUCGAGACCAUCUGGGAGACGCUCGAGUUCUUCGCGAACACGAUCAUCUUCGUACUCUCCGGCGUCAUCAUCGCGCUGCGCAUCUCCGAGGGCGACUACUCCGGCAGCGACUUCGGCUGGGGCAUCUGCCUGUACGUCUUUGCCAACGUGGUGCGCUUCGCCAUGGUCUUCUGCUUCCUGCCCGUCCUGCGCCGCAUGGGCUACGGCCUCGACUGGCGCCAGUCCGUCGUCAUCUCCUGGGGCGGCCUCCGCGGCGCCGUCGGCCUCGCCAUCGCGCUGAUCAUCAACAUCGACGAGGCCAUCCUGGACCAGCGGUACAAGGACAUCGCGCUGCUGCACAUGGGCAUCAUGGCCGUCGUCACGCUCCUCGUCAACGGCACGCUCACGCCCUGGGUGCUCUCCGCGCUCAAGAUGAACCAGUCGAACCCGGCCAAGGACCAGUUCCUGGACCACGCGCUCGAGGAGAUGGAGCAGCUCGCGGAGAAGAAGCUGAAGCACCUGAUGAACGACCCGCUCGUGGGGGACCCGGACUGGCGCAAGGUGAACCAGCUCACCGCGCUGGUGGACGCCGGGGCGGAGGACGAGGGCGGCAACAACAGCGUCGCCGGGCUGGACAAGAGCCAGAAGGGCAAGGUGGUGGCGUCGGCGCGGAUGCUGGCGGUGCUGCACGGGAAGGCGGAGGGGGCGCGGAAGCGCAGCAGCGAGAAGGACGCCGUCGCGGUGAACCCGACCUUCAACGGGCGCAACCCCGCGGGCAACAGCGACCAUCGCGCGCGCGGGCGGAUGGACGAGGGCGGCUCGGACCGGCCGGCGCCGCUGCCGCGGUUCUCGAUGCAGGUGGGCAACCGCGCGGCGGGCCUCGCGCGGCAGUCGAUGGCCAUCGUGAACUUCGUCCGGGAGGUGGCGCAGGGCGACGCCAAGAAGCAGUCGUGGAAGGCGCGCCUCAAGGCGCGGCGGCAGAAGACCAGCGAGGCGGCGGGGGGGCGCGGGGGGGAGAAGGACGAGCUGUCGCUGACGUCGAUCAUCCAGGACCAGCGCGCGCGGUACCUGCGCGCGGUGAAGCAGGUGUACGCGGAGGGCUUUGAGAAGGAAUACAUCCCCGGGGACAUGAUCCGGCGGCUGAACGAGAGCGCGGACGUGGCGCUCGACCACUGCGAGCAGCAGAUCGACGACUGGCUCCCGCUCGAGAUCCACGACCUGCACAUCCCGGCGUGGAUCUUGUUCCUGGUGCGCUGGACCUCGGAGGUGUGGGGGCUGCAGCGGCUGGGCAAGUGGGUGCUCUUCAAGCGGCUCCAGCGCGUAGUGCUGCUCUCCACGUCGUACCUCUUCGCGCACAUCGAGUCCGUGUCGGCGCUCGCGGAGCUGGUCGACAAGAACGACCCGGACGACGCGGGCAAGAACAAGGGCGGCGCGCCGGUGGACCCGGUGCGGCGCAUGGAGGGCAUCGCGGCGCGCAAGGUGAUUCGCGAGGCCAAGGCGGGGAUCCACAAGGCGAACGAGUUCGUCCGCGGCCUGAAGUGCUCGUACCCGGAGAUUCUCCGUUCGAUCAAGACCAAGCAGGUGGCGCGCACCGUGCUCAUGUACAAGGAGCGGUACGUGCGGCACCUCGCGCACGCGGGGCUCGUCGAGGACAAGGAGAGCGUCCAGCUGCGGAUGCGCCUGGACGACCGCAUCUGCGCGCUGAUCCGGUCGGACCCGCGCGUGGAGAUGCCCAGCCCGAAGAUGUCGCUGUGGUCGUCGCUGCUGUUCAACAAGCUGCCGUACGCGCAGUUCAAGCUCAAGGUGCUCCCGAAGGCGACGUACCGCGUGUUCGACAAGGACGAGUGCAUCCUGCCCGCGGUGAUGAACGCCAACCGCAUCGUGGUCGUCGUGCGCGGGCUCACGUCGUACCGCAAGGGCGUGUACGGCAAACGCGCCGCGGGGAACUCGCAGGGGGAGUUCGAGGCCGGCAUCACCGCGCCGGGACGCGGCAGCAUGGACGCGCCCGGAGGCAUCGGGGCGAUGGGUCGGAACAUCACGGUCGGGCGCGGCAGCCUGGAGGUCCCCACGUUUGCCAAAAAGGGCCCCGCGGCCGAGGAGAUCCGCCGCAAGUCGAUGGAGUACCGCACGAAGCGCAUCGCGGCGUCGAAGACCGUCUACGGCAUCGAGCGCGCCCUGCUCGGCCUGAGCCCAGAGGCUGACGUGGUGGCCGACACGGUGGUCGAGGCGUACGAGUUCGCCGCGGAGGACUUCCUCGCGCUCGAGCAGGCGCUCCCCGAGGUGCACCAGCGCGCGAACCAGCUCGCCGGCAUGCGCGUCGCGCACCGCACGGGCCCGCCGGGCGUGCGCCAGAUGGAACACCUGGAGCUGCGCACGCACUUCCUGAACGCGGACGUGGUCGACCUGCGCAAGGGGAGCCCCGUGCCGCAGCUCGACGCGUUCGUCCUCAUGAAGGGCACGCUCGCGGACCGCGAGUCGGGCGAGCAGAUCGAGGCCGCCGUGUUUGUGUCGGGGGGGGAGUCCCGCCGGCUCUCGUGCGUCACCGCGUGCGUGCUCGUCUGCCUGCCGGACGACUGGGUCGUGCAGCACCGCAAGCGGCAGCACGACAUUCAGUCGCUGCUGGCCAGCUCCCCGGACCCCGCGGUACAGUGGCACCACGCCCAGCGCGUGGUCACGGCGCUCAUGGGCGACCAGGUCGACAAGGAGCAGAUGGCCAAGGCGGCCGCGAAGGGCUACGCGGUGGCCUGGCGCGUCAAGGCGGCGCGGAGCCGCGCGGCGUCCCAGGCGGCGUCGGAGGCCGGGUCCGUGGCGCGCAGCGGGGCGGCAUCGCCGGCGCCCAGCGCGGCCGAGGAGGGCGACGACGACGCGGCGGCGAUGUUCAAACCGAGCGGCUCGAAGGACGAACCGCGGAACGGCUCCGGGUCCACGGGGCCGGUCGUGGACACUGCUGCAGUGCGCGCGUCCCAGGAGUCGUCUCUGUUCGCCGCCUCAGGACCCACGUCACCAAAGCGCCGCGGAGCGUCGGCGGACCGCCCACACGCCCACUUCGCGGCCAAGGACGAGCGCUUGGGCGUGCAGCCCAAAUUGGUGGCGGCCGUCGCCGAGCAGGAGGCCGCUGCCGACCCGAGCCGCGCGGUCGACAACGCACUGCAGGCCGGGGGCGGUCCGGCGAGCCGCCCCGCUGCGCCGAUGGCUGGGCUGGACACGCAGGCCCUGCUGAAGCAGUUGCUGCAAGCCAAGGAGGAGGACGACAGAAAGGCGCGUCUGCGGGACCGGGGGCUGGACUCGGAGGAGUCGGACCUGGACUGA
Molecule: messenger RNA, 4218 nt
Organism: Pedinophyceae sp. YPF-701
Lineage: Eukaryota; Viridiplantae; Chlorophyta; Pedinophyceae
Source: the annotation of a GenBank genome assembly